Messenger RNA from Arvicanthis niloticus (Nile rat), 843 nucleotides. NCBI's taxonomy places the organism in Eukaryota, Metazoa, Chordata, Mammalia, Rodentia, Muridae. The record is from RefSeq and is a predicted model, not a curated record.
AUGGCUCGCACUAAGCAGACCGCUCGCAAGUCCACCGGCGGCAAGGCCCCGCGCAAGCAGCUGGCCACCAAGGCCGCCCGCAAGAGCGCCCCGGCCACCGGCGGCGUGAAGAAGCCCCACCGCUACCGGCCUGGCACCGUGGCGCUGCGCGAGAUCCGGCGCUACCAGAAGUCGACCGAGCUGCUGAUCCGCAAGCUGCCGUUCCAGCGCCUGGUGCGCGAGAUCGCGCAGGACUUCAAGACCGACCUGCGCUUCCAGAGCUCUGCGGUCAUGGCCCUGCAGGAGGCCUGCGAGGCCUACCUUGUGGGUCUGUUUGAGGACACCAACCUGUGCGCCAUCCACGCCAAGCGCGUCACCAUCAUGCCCAAGGACAUCCAGCUGGCCCGGCGCAUUCGUGGAGAGAGAUCAUCUUUAUUACCCUGCUCUUCCCAAAUGGCUCGCACUAAGCAGACCGCUCGCAAGUCCACCGGCGGCAAGGCCCCGCGCAAGCAGCUGGCCACCAAGGCCGCCCGCAAGAGCGCCCCUGCCACGGGCGGCGUAAAAAAGCCCCACCGCUACCGGCCUGGCACCGUGGCGCUGCGCGAGAUCCGGCGCUACCAGAAGUCGACCGAACUGCUGAUCCGCAAGCUGCCGUUCCAGCGCCUGGUGCGCGAGAUCGCGCAGGACUUCAAGACCGACCUGCGCUUCCAGAGCUCUGCGGUCAUGGCCUUGCAGGAGGCCUGCGAGGCCUACCUUGUGGGUCUGUUUGAGGACACCAACCUGUGCGCCAUCCACGCCAAGCGCGUCACCAUCAUGCCCAAGGACAUCCAGCUGGCCCGCCGCAUUCGCGGGGAGAGGGCGUAG